CACGAAUCUGUCAUGGAGGACGACGACCUCGCCAGAGCUAUCGCCCUGAGUUUACAGGACCAGGGACCUCCGCCGAGAGAGGUGAUUAACCUUGACAGCGACCCCGAGGAUGAUCAAGAGGCCGAGUUUCAACGGCAGCUUCAGCUCGCCCUUGAAGCUUCCAAGGCAGAGGAAAGGGCGAAGAAGAGGGGGAAAUCAGCCGAGGUCCAAGAGGAGCCGAAGACCCAAGAAGCUGAACCUCCUCAGGUGGUUGCCUCUUCAUCGUUCUUAUCAGAGAGGGCCAAGCUCGAACGGGAACGGUUGGAGAGGGUAAGAAAGCUACAGGAACAAAGGGGCAUUUCUACUUCCAGUAGCACACGCAGAAGCAGCCCAGAUGAUAGUAGCAGUGACGACGAGGAUUCGAGGCCGCAUAAACGGCCUAAUCUUGGGUCUACCACAAGCUUUGGGCAGUCUAAUUCGAAAGCUUCAAGCAGCUCCAGACCUGCUGCCUCUGGGGCUGAGGGCGAGCUUUUCUGGAACGGAGAGUUCCGCCAAACUGCUACCAGAGGUGUUGAUCCUCGUGCAGAUGGCAAACCCACCUUUCGCUUAACCCAAGUCCUAGGGGAGAAGAAGGAUCUGACAUUCGCAAUCAUAUCCUCCUUUGCCUUGGAUCUCCCAUGGAUAUACGAGUUUUUCGACCGCUCAGUGCCUGUUAUUGUCGUCGCUCAGCCAGACGCUACUGGACAGGCGAGUAUGAAGAACGUGCUUCCCAACUGGAUUAAGACUACGCCACCUCUGCGCGGCGGAUAUGGCUGCCAACAUAUGAAGUUUAUGCUCCUUUUCCACAAAACGGGUCGCCUUCGCGUGGUCGUCUCGACAGCGAACUUGAUCUCGUAUGAUUGGCGCGAGAUGGAAAACACUGUCUGGCUCCAGGACGUCCCUCUGCGCUCUUCGUCUUCAACGGCGCCUGUGCGGGCGACGGAUGACUUUCCUGGCACCCUCCUAUACAUGUUGGCGGCACUUAACGUCGUCCCUGCCCUGAAGAUCAUGAUCAACGAACACCCCAACCUGCCCAUUAAGACCAUCGAAGAGUUGCGAGAACGAUGGGACUGGAGCAAGGUCAAAGCCCACCUGGUCCCGUCUAUCGCUGGAAAACACGAAGGCUGGCCCAGCGUGAUAAAAACCGGUCAUCCUCGGUUAAUGGCGGUUGUCCGUAAGAUGGCCAUGAGAACCGGGACAGGGUCCCAAGCCAAGAAGCUGACCCUCGAAUGCCAGGGGUCUAGUCUGGGCAACUACACUACCCAAUGGUUGAACGAGUUUUAUUAUUCCGCUCGGGGGGAAUCCGCCGAGGAUUGGCUGGAUAGGUCAAAGAAACAGCGCGAGAAGCAGCCUUAUCCGCCCGUCAAAAUCAUCUUUCCAACCAAGAAAACCGUUCAAGAGUCCACCUUUGGCGAGCAGGGUGGCGGCACUAUUUUCUGUAGAAGAAGGCAAUGGGACGGGAAAAACUUUCCCCGGGAACUCUUCCAUGAUUCGAAGAGUAAAGCAGGACGUUCGCUGAUGCAUUCAAAGAUGAUCAUAGGGACACUCCGUGACAGCACACACGCUUCGACGAGCCAAGACGGUAGCGAAACCGAGGACUCUGACGACGAAAUCCAGAUAAUCCAACCUGCCGUGGGAUGGGCCUACAUUGGAUCUCACAACUUCACCCCAUCUGCGUGGGGAACCCUCUCGGGCUCUUCGUUCAAUCCAACGCUCAAUAUCACCAACUACGAAGUGGGAGUUGUCUUCCCGUUAAAAGAUGAUGCCGAAGUCGAGAAGGUGGCAUGUUUCCAAAGGCCACCGAAGAAAUACGUCGCAGGCAAAGAUGAACCCUGGAUUCAAGAAGAGUCUGUUCAUCAUCAAACGCAACUUGUUUGA
Molecule: messenger RNA, 1896 nt
Organism: Coprinopsis cinerea okayama7#130
Lineage: Eukaryota; Fungi; Basidiomycota; Agaricomycetes; Agaricales; Psathyrellaceae
Exons: 13
Coding region: 13-1896 (627 amino acids)
Biological process (GO): single strand break repair; double-strand break repair
Cellular component (GO): nucleus
Molecular function (GO): single-stranded DNA binding; 3'-tyrosyl-DNA phosphodiesterase activity; double-stranded DNA binding
Source: RefSeq, a predicted model, not a curated record